Tinamus guttatus (white-throated tinamou) is the source of this 1632-nucleotide messenger RNA. NCBI's taxonomy places the organism in Eukaryota, Metazoa, Chordata, Aves, Tinamiformes, Tinamidae. The record is from RefSeq and is a predicted model, not a curated record.
AUGACUCCACGGGAUCACAUGAGAAAAAUGUCCAUACUGGGGGAGCAAGGAACACUAGAAGAAAAACAUUUAUACCGAUUAGCAAGUGGCAUGGCAGCAGGAGAACUGCGGCAGCGGCAAGAGAUGCUAAUGAGAAACCAGCUGAUGGCUGUGAACCCUCAGCUAAUGGGCACAGGCCAGCAGAGAAUGCAGGCGAUUCCCUCUCAGUUUGAGCCUCGCUUGGUAGACAGAGAUCUGUUACCUUCAACUGAAAUGAUGGCAGCAGCUGACCCGAGACAGAUGCACAUGGCCUCGCAGCUGGGAGCCGCGGUCCCGCAGCACACAAACGUGCCAACCAUCCUGUCCAACCGCGUGUACCCAGGCCCAGGAUAUAGCUUUCUCCAGCCAGAAUCUAUGGAAGCUGUGGCCAGGAGGCAGGAACUGGUUCAAAAACAAAAUAUUGCCAGGAUGGAAAUGGAGAUGAACGCUAUUUUUCAGCAAAAAGAAAUGGAGAAAGCUCAUCGGAAAGGGUUACUGGGCCUGGAAGCACCUUUCCUUUACCACGGAAUGCCAGCUACUCCUAUUGCUUUCCGUGGCAGGCAAAGGCUACCUGAAAGCCACCUUCCCAGUGACUUGUAUGUGCAUCGUACCACCCUUGAUGAAAUUCAUGGCAACACUAUGCUCAUGGCAACUAGCCCAUACCCGUCAGUCAGCAGUCUGCAAAGGGAGAGGAGCCGUCGGCCAGGGAGAAGAGCUGGGAAUCACAAAACGGCAGAAUGCAACACCAACGGCACCAAGAACCAAGCUGAAGACAAGACCUCAGAUCCUGCUUCUGCUGCAGCAGAUGAUGAGAAGGACGACAAGAAAGAAGCAGAGGUGGAGACACCAAACAAGCACGAACAAAGCAAAAACCAGAGUGAGGCAUCUGCAAUUUCCAAAAACUGUAAAGAGUUUGAACAGAGCUUGAGAAAAAACUGCGCUACCCAUGAAAUACCUACUGAGACCAGCAGCUGCAACAACACAAAUGAGAAGGAUUCUAGUAACUCUUGUGCUGCAUUUGACGACAAGUACAUGUACCAUUCUGCACUCCCAUUCUCAGCAUUACCAUAUGGAUUCCCGGUACCCAGCAACCCAUUACUACCUUCAGGAGCACACGGCCUGAUCCUGAAUGGAGAGGACAUUUCUUCCAUUGAGGACAUUCGCAAGUGGACGACUGACGACGUGUACAACUUCAUCAUUAGCCUUCCAGGCUGUUCGGAUUAUGCCCAGAUAUUUAAAGACCACGCUAUAGAUGGAGAAACCCUUCCACUUCUAACAGAGGAACAUCUCUUGGACACAAUGGGCUUAAAACUUGGGCCAGCACUGAAAAUCCGCUCUCAGGUGUCUCGACGCCUGGGCAAUGUGUUCUACAUGAUGAAUCUUCCUCUGUCCAUGACCCUGCCACCUGUUCCAGGCAAAUCCUCCGAUCAACCUUCUGACAUGGCCUCCCCUCUUCACUGUAACAGCAGUGGGGAUGCACUGGAUAGUCCCUGCUCUCAGGACCCAGAAACUUCAAAAACAGCGGAACCAAUUGUUUCAGAUGGCAGAGAAAAUUCAUGUGACACAGCUGGAAAUCAGGCUGACUUCCAGAUGAUCAGUUUUCAGAAGAGUUGA